AUGCAGACAGCGCGUUCGCGUUCCAACAUCCUAGAUGAAAGAGUGACGUACCUUCUUCUUGCGAAAGACGACGUUAGCGGAGACGAUAGGAGCUGGAUUGACUUGCUGAUGAUGAAGCUUGAACUGCGUGAAGUUGACGUAGUCAAAGAGCUGGUGGCGCAACUUUACCAAUACACCACUGUACCCACUUUGAACUCGAUCCUGAUAAUGAGCUAUGAAGCGGGUCAGUGGUGCAUCGUUGGUCCAAUCGGUGUUGAAGAUGACGAUGCUGAGAUCGAGACGAUGAAUGUAUCCUACCUCAAGGACAAAGACGACGUUGUGACUUGCGAGCUCACGCCAAAAAUAGAUGGAGGAAGUCUGUACCAAGACGAUCUCAUAGUAGAACUCGACGCAGUAGACCCACUUCCAAUUGUCCUCGUUGUGCUUAUUGAAUUAGUUCGUGGCGUAGGAAAGAAGUUGGUCGUUGAAAAGCUGCCGUGGUUGAAGUUGUGCGUUGAUGAGGAAAUUAAAGCAGUACUGCUACUGCUCGAUCCUAUCAAGGAGGUGGACGUAAUGGGUAGACUUCACGAUGCCGCACUGCUGCUGCUCGAUUCUACAUGGCUUGAAGUUGACAAAGAGCUUAAUGCUGCACUGUCACUGCUUGAUGCUUCUGUCAAAGAAAUGGAUGCAUCCGAUGAGCCACUGCUGCUGACUAAUGUUAUCGAAGAACUGGAUGUGCUUGGUGUAGCGGUCGAAGAACCACUAGAUAUGGAAAUGCUGCUGCUGGUGUGGCUGGACGAAGCGCUGUUUGAUGUUGGAGAGAAUGCACUGGAUGAUGUCAAAAGAAACGUGCUGGUCGGUGUUGAGGAUGUCGAGCUGAUCGAUGUCGUAAUGAACCUCAAUAUCUUGGCGUAUUUCACCUACCUUGCAUCGAUGGUGGAAGAGGUCGAGACAGCCGGAAGGGAUACCAGCGAGCUAGUUGCGCUAGUUGAAGAUACAGGAGAACUCAAAGCUGAUGACAACGGCAAUGCGGUUGCCGAAAAUGUUGGUGGCCACGAUCAAUCCCGGAUUGAGACUAGAUGUAAUAUGACAUUGAAGGAACAGCCGAUGGAUACUCGAUUGGAGGACAUAAAAGCACAAGCUCGUUGGAAAUGGAUGCCUGAGUACUCUCCCGAAGUCGAAGUGAGGUUUUUGGUAAUGCUGGAAGAUCCUUGGCUAGUGGUCGGUCGCAUAAAUUGUCAAGUUGGGGGAUCUCAGCGGAGACGAUGUAACUUGCAUUGGAAGCUGAAUCUAGCACCACUGUUAUAUUUGUCUUACUUACCACUGGCUGACCGUGAGUGCCUGUUGGGUGUCACAUUCGGACGAGAAGAUGCCUUGGCCGUUCAGCGUGAGCACACUUCUGUGAGCAAUCACAAGAUCCAUCUGCGCUGGAAUAAUAAGUGUGGUAGGCCGACCAAGUGA
Molecule: messenger RNA, 1440 nt
Organism: Pseudocercospora fijiensis CIRAD86
Lineage: Eukaryota; Fungi; Ascomycota; Dothideomycetes; Mycosphaerellales; Mycosphaerellaceae
Exons: 23
Coding region: 1-1440 (479 amino acids)
Source: RefSeq, a predicted model, not a curated record